AGGUGGAGGUUUGUGCAUUUAUAUUAACAAUGCUUGGUGCAUGAACUCCACUACUACUGAGAGUCACUGCUCACCUAAUGCGGAGUUUUUAAUGGUCAAAUGCAGACCUUAUUAUCUCCCCAGAGAACUCACCUCUAUCAUACUCACUGCCGUGUAUAUCCCCCCCGAUGCUAAUGCUAGGUUGGCCAUGAAAGAACUUUCUGCAGCCAUUAACAAACACCAGAAUAAACACCCCGAGGCUGCUUUUAUUGUUGCUGGCGACUUCAACCACACCAACUUAAAGACAGUCCUCCCCAGAUUCCACCAACAUGUUUCCUGCCACACCAGAGGAGACAAGACUUUAGACCAUGUGUAUUCCAACCUGGCUGGAGCCUACAAAGCCACACCCCUCCCCCACAUUGGACAAUCGGACCAUCUCUCCCUGUUCCUCACACCUCGGUAUUCACCUCUCAUCCAACGUGUGAAACCUGCUGUGUGGACAAUUAAAGUGUGGCCAGAGGGGACAGACGCAGUGCUCCAGGACAGAUUUAAAAACACAGACUGGAAUAUGUUCACCCACACAGACCUGGACCAGUACGCCUCAUCUGUACUGGAUUACAUCUCCGAAACCACAGACAGUGUCACCACCCAGAAACGGAUCACCAUGUACCCCAACCAGAAGCCUUGGAUGAACCGGGAUGUUCGUCUCCUCCUGAAGGCCCGCAACACCGCCUUUAGGUCAGGAGAUGCACACGCCUACAGCACAGCCAGGGCUAAUCUAAAGAAGAGCUCUGCAAGCAGAAUGGACGUAAUGUGGAAAAAGGAGCUGCAGAUGGAACUGAAGGACUCAGUGUAUAGUUUUACCUGCGUCUCAGGUGAUGGUAUGUGGGUGUGGUCACAGUCUAUUUACCUGAUGUCGGUGUUCGCAGCAGGUGUGUUGGGUGAGUGGUUUGUGGGCAAACUUUUCUGUUGA
Messenger RNA from Haplochromis burtoni (Burton's mouthbrooder), 952 nucleotides. RefSeq lists its product as uncharacterized. The coding region runs from base 41 to 952 and encodes 303 amino acids. The transcript is spliced from 3 exons. NCBI's taxonomy places the organism in Eukaryota, Metazoa, Chordata, Actinopteri, Cichliformes, Cichlidae. The record is from RefSeq and is a predicted model, not a curated record.